This is a messenger RNA of Arabidopsis thaliana (thale cress), 2346 nucleotides long. RefSeq names its product SWAP (Suppressor-of-White-APricot)/surp domain-containing protein. Gene Ontology annotation, biological process: mRNA processing; mRNA cis splicing, via spliceosome; RNA processing. Bases 139 to 2346 code for a protein of 735 amino acids. Gene Ontology annotation, molecular function: RNA binding. The record is from RefSeq and is marked reviewed. Lineage: Eukaryota; Viridiplantae; Streptophyta; Magnoliopsida; Brassicales; Brassicaceae. The transcript has 3 exons. Gene Ontology annotation, cellular component: nucleus.
GUUUCUUCCCUCGAAGAUCGAUUUCCAUUGAAUCCGUCUUGUACGCUUUUAGAUCACGAUUUGCUCCGUCCCUCUCUUCUUCUCCACGUCACGGCGAUUCUCGCGGCGGUGCUAUUCCUUAUCGGUUGAGAUACGAAAAUGUUCAAUUCGAUGAAGAUACUACCACUGGAGGCUCCUCCUGCUGACGGGAAUUUAGGUCCACUUCCUCCGUCGCAAUUAACGGAUGAAGAAAUCAAAGAGAAUGAGUUUCAAGGAGAGCAAAACAAUUCAAUUCAAACUCCCAUAGCUGUGGCUACUCAUACGAAUCCAAUCGGAAUCAUUUAUCCACCUCCAGAGAUCCGAAAAAUCGUCGAGACAACGGCUCAAUUUGUUUCGCAAAACGGUUUGGCGUUUGGAAACAAAGUUAAAACAGAGAAAGCCAAUAAUGCUAAUUUCAGCUUUUUGAAAAGUGAUAAUCCUUAUCAUGGCUUUUACCGGUACAAGGUCACUGAGUAUAGUUGUCAUAUUCGUGACGGAGCUCAAGGUACUGAUGUAGAUGAUACAGAAGAUCCCAAACUUGAUGAUGAGUCUGAUGCAAAACCUGACCUUCAGGCUCAAUUUAGGGCUCCUCGUAAGAUUUUAGAAGCACCUGAACCUGAGAAGUAUACUGUUAGACUUCCUGAAGGGAUCAUGGAGGCUGAGCUUGAUAUUAUUAAGCACACGGCGCAGUUUGUGGCGCGGAAUGGUCAAUCGUUUUUAAGGGAAUUGAUGCGUAGAGAGGUGAAUAAUUCUCAGUUUCAGUUUAUGAAGCCAACACAUAGUAUGUUCACUUUUUUCACUUCUUUGGUUGAUGCGUAUUCUGAAGUAUUGAUGCCUCCCAGAGAUUUGAAAGAAAAGCUGAGAAAGAGUGUUGCUGAUUUGACGACUGUUCUCGAGCGUUGUUUGAAUCGGCUUGAGUGGGAUCGUUUCCAGGAGGAGGAGAAGAACAAAGAAGAGGAUGAGAAAGAGAAGGAGAGAGUGCAGAUGGUUAUGAUUGAUUGGAAAGAUUUUGCAGUUGUUGAGUCUAUAGAUUUUGCAGACGAGGAGGAUAAAGAUUUGCCAAUGCCUAUGACACUUGAGGAGGUUAUUAGGAGGAGCAAAGUUUCAGCCAUGGAAGAAGAUGAAAUUGUUGAGCCUGGAAAGGAAGUUGAGAUGGAUAUGGAUGAAGAAGAAGUUAAGCUUGUUGCAGAAGGAAUGAGAGCAGCGAACCUGGAAGAGUAUGUUGGCUCUGUGGAGAUUGAAGAAGAAGCACCAAUGAGAAUUGUUAAGAACUGGAAGAGGCCUGAAGAUAGGUUUCUGACAGAGAGAGAUUCGAGUAAAGUUGUUAUAUCACGGAUUACUGGUGAGCUGAUUCCCAUUACCGAGAUGUCUGAGCACAUGAGGAUUUCUCUUAUUGAUCCUAAGUUUAAAGAACAGAAGGAUCGGAUGUUUGCUAAGAUUCGUGAGACAACUCUCGCACAAGAUGAUGAGAUUGCUAAAAACAUUGUCGGGUUGGCCCGCCUCCGUCCUGAUAUCUUUGGAACAACAGAAGAAGAAGUUUCAAAUGCUGUAAAAGCAGAUAUUGAGAAAAAAGAUGAGCAACCGAAACAAGUAAUAUGGGAUGGUCACACUGGAAGUAUUGGUCGCACAGCAAACCAAGCCUUGACUCAGAACUCCAAUGGAGAGCAAGGCGAUGGCGUUUAUGGUGAUCCCAAUAGCUUCCCUGGUCCAGCUGCUUUUCCUCCUCCUCGACCAGGUGUCCCAACUGUCCGGCCACUGCCACCACCUCAAAAUCUCGCCUUGAACCUUCCUCGUCCUCCUCCUUCUGUUCAGUACCCUGGUGCACCAAGGCCAUUAGGUGUUCCAAUGAUGCAGCCCAUGUAUCAACAACACCAGCUCUCUAUGUCUGGGCCACAUGGACAUCCUUCAAUGAUGAUGAGUCGACCACCACAAAUGCAACCUGUUAUGCGUGUGCCGCCUCCACCGGGAUCUCAGUUUUCUCAUAUGCAAGUUCCUCAACCUUAUGGUCAGCUUCCACCGCUUUCGAUGGGGAUGAUGCAACCACCACCUAUGGCUGAGAUGCCUCCUCCUCCACCACCCGGGGAGGCACCACCGCCUCUUCCUGAGGAGCCAGAGCCAAAAAGACAGAAGCUCGAUGAGUCAGCCCUUGUUCCAGAAGACCAGUUUCUUGCUCAGCAUCCGGGUCCGGCUACAAUCAGGGUUUCUAAGCCAAACGAGAAUGAUGGACAAGUCAUGGAGAUCACAGUGCAGUCGUUAUCCGAAAACGUGGGAAGUUUGAAGGAGAAAAUAGCUGGGGAAAUGCAAAUUCCAGCAAACAAACAGAAGUAA